AUGCCAGGCGAUGCCCCGCUGGAGCUGACUGACGACUGCUCCCUGGCCCUGGUGUGGAAGAACAACGAGCGCCUCAAGGAGUUUGUGCUGGUGGAGUCCAAGGAGCUGGAGUGCGUGGAGGACCCGGGCUCGGCCAGCGAGGCGGCCAGGGCCGGCCACUUCACGCUGGGCCAGUGCCUCAACCUCUUCACCAAGCCGGAAGUGCUGGCGCCCGAGGAAGCGUGGUACUGCCCCAAGUGCAAGCAGCAUCGCGAGGCCUCCAAGCAGCUCAUGCUGUGGCGCCUGCCCAACGUGCUCAUCAUCCAGCUCAAGCGCUUCUCCUUCCGCAGCUUCAUCUGGAGGGACAAGAUCAACGACAUGGUGGACUUCCCAGUCCG
Molecule: messenger RNA, 377 nt
Organism: Terrapene triunguis (Three-toed box turtle)
Lineage: Eukaryota; Metazoa; Chordata; Testudines; Emydidae
Product: ubiquitin carboxyl-terminal hydrolase 19-like
Exons: 3
Biological process (GO): protein deubiquitination
Molecular function (GO): cysteine-type deubiquitinase activity
Source: RefSeq, a predicted model, not a curated record